This is a messenger RNA of Microplitis mediator, 2516 nucleotides long. Its product is annotated as probable methylthioribulose-1-phosphate dehydratase. The transcript is spliced from 6 exons. NCBI's taxonomy places the organism in Eukaryota, Metazoa, Arthropoda, Insecta, Hymenoptera, Braconidae. Gene Ontology annotation, molecular function: methylthioribulose 1-phosphate dehydratase activity; metal ion binding. Gene Ontology annotation, cellular component: cytoplasm. The record is from RefSeq and is a predicted model, not a curated record. Bases 270 to 980 code for a protein of 236 amino acids.
AUUAUAUAUAUAUAUAUAUAAAAUUUACAUGUGAAUGAGACUUUGAUAAAUUUUCCUCAAGUUUUAACUGCGAUUUUUACCCAAUUAAAAAAACGCCGUGAUAAAUAAAUUGUAGAUUUCAUAUUUUUUCACCCCAGAAAAUACUUUUCAAAAAACAACCAAAGUAACAUCACAGUUGCGCAAUUACUUGAUAAGAGUUAAAAAGUCAUAAUUAUAUUUGAUGGUCUAUUUAAUUUCUAGUCUAGUUUGAAAAUAAAUUUUCUUUGGCUAUGGACUUCUAUGAUAAAAAUUAUGACAAGGAACAUCCGCGUAAUCUUAUACCAGAGUUAUGCAGACAAUUUUAUCAUCUUGGAUGGGUUACAGGAACUGGGGGUGGAAUAUCUAUCAAAAAUAAAGAUGAAAUUUAUAUCGCGCCAUCAGGAGUUCAAAAAGAACGAAUAGCACCAGAAGAUAUGUUUGUCCAAACAAUUGAUGGUGUUGAUUUGUCAUCACCACCAGCUGAUAAAAAAUUCAAAAAAUCACAGUGCACUCCAUUGUUCAUGUGCGCAUACACAGAACGUAAUGCUGGAGCUGUAAUUCAUACUCAUUCAAAAUUUGCUGUCAUGGUGACAUUGCUUUGGCCUGGUCGUGAAUUUCGUGUCACUCAUUUGGAAAUGAUCAAAGGUAUCAGGAAUCAAAAAUUAAAUAGAGCUUAUAGAUUUGAUGAAGAAUUAGUUGUACCGAUUAUUGAAAAUACUCCAUUUGAAGAAGAUCUUAAAGACAGGAUGGCUGAAGUGAUAAAGGAGUAUCCGGAAACUUGUGCUGUACUAGUACGCAGACAUGGCGUUUAUGUUUGGGGUGACAAUUGGCAACAAGCUAAAACAAUGACAGAAUGCUAUGAUUAUUUAUUUGACAUUGGAGUUCAAAUGAAACAAGCUGGUAUUGAUCCAUUAUUGACUCCAGAACAACACGAGUUAAAAUACCAGCAAUCUCAUAAAUAAAUACAUAUAUUUUUUAUUUUUAAAUAAUUACUAGGGUAGAAGUAUUAUUUUGGCCACUGCUCCAUUUUUGGCCAUUUAAUACUUUAUUUUAAUUAAAGAAAAUUACUAUUUUGAUAGUGAGAUAAAAGUAUCUUCUUACACAUUUAAAAAAUUGAUUAUGUCAGAGCGUAUUUUACAAAUUAUUUUAUUUUAAUUUUUUAAGUGUCCAAAACUGGCACUAAAGUAGAAACCGGUACCUCUACUCUAUAUUUAAAAUUUUAAAUUUAUAAUGAUACUGAAGUUAGCAGACGUCUAAUAAUUUUUAGAUUUUCUCUUAGACCGUAAAUUUGGAAAAAAAAAAUUGGAAAAAUUACACUUGUAGUUUUUUUAAUUUUCUACAUGUUCAUUUUUUUAGUUUUUUUUUUUAUUCAAAUUUGAAUGUUAAAAAAAAAAUCCAAAAAUUUUUAAUUGUUUGCUAACUUGAGGAAUGAAAUUUAGAGCCAGUUUUUCAAACCGGGUUUGAAAAACUUGCCCUUGAAUAAAAAGAUUUUUAAAUUUAUGACAUGAGCAUAUAGCUCAAUAUAGGAAACGUCUUGGCUGGCUGAUGACGAUUCAGAGUAGAUGACAAUUUUUUAUUGCCUGUAUUAUUUACGAAAUGCUGUAGUAGAACUGACGAAAAGUCAUUUUUACAAACGUCUAUCAGAAUUUUGAAUCAAUUACUCAUUAUCCCUGGAAAUUGAUCAUGGAUAAAUGUAAAUUUAUUACUACAAAAUAUUUUUUACGCUGAUUAAAUAACUGAAUUCGAUCGAAUUAAACAGAAUUAAAUUUUUAAUUUUAUUUAAUUCAGAUAAAUUCUGUUAAUUCGGUACCUAACUUAAAAAUUAAUUUUGUCUAAUUCGGCAGGAAAACCAGAAUUUGUCCAAAUUAAAACGAAUUAAAAUAAUUCUAUUCGGUUUAAUUCUGAUUAAUUCGAAAAUAAUUCUCCAAUUUCUGGUUCUGAAUCCGAAUUAAACUGAAUUAAAACGAAUUUGAAAUUUUUAAAUCGGUUUUAUUCUGUUUAAUUCAAAUUCAAAUUUUCAAUUCAGUUGAAUUAUGUUUUGCAGAAUUCGACAGAAUUUAACAGAAUUAAAAUUUUUAAUUCUAUUUAAUUCAGAUGAAUUUUGUUAAUUCGGUACCUAACUUAAAAAUGAAUUCUGUAUAAUUCGGCAGGAAAACCAGAAUUUAUCCAAAUUAAAAGGAAUUUAAAUAAUUCUAUUCGGUUUAAUUCUGAUUAAUUCGAAAACAAUUCUCCAAUUUCUGGUUCUGAAUCCGAAUUAAACUGAAUUAAAACGAAUUUGAAAUUUUUAAAUCGGUUUUAUUCUGUUUAAUUCAAAUUCAAAUUUUCAAUUCAGUUGAAUUCUGUUUUGCAGAAUUUAACAGAAUUAAAAUUUUUAAUUUGCUCGAAUUCAGUUGUUUAAUCAGAGUAUAUUUUAUAUAAUUUGUAUAGAAUCAACAUAUAAUUAAAUUUUUAUCAUUUAUAUACUUUUGUAUUUAUGGCCCAGUAAAAUUAUUAAAUAA